Molecule: messenger RNA, 2050 nt
Organism: Solea senegalensis (Senegalese sole)
Lineage: Eukaryota; Metazoa; Chordata; Actinopteri; Pleuronectiformes; Soleidae
Gene: sergef
Product: secretion regulating guanine nucleotide exchange factor
Exons: 11
Coding region: 15-1196 (393 amino acids)
Source: RefSeq, a predicted model, not a curated record
CGACAGUGUCGUAAAUGGAAGCGAGGUGGCGGCCAGAGUUUUGUUUACUCUCUUGGGGAGCCAACAGUUACGGACAGCUGGGACAGGGACAUGCGGAGGACCAGUAUGUGCCCCGGUUCUCUGACACCGCCGCUCUGCAUAGCAAGACUUUCCGGGCUGUGGCUGGAGGCGGUGGACACUCGGUGUUCAUCACCGAGAAUGGUGAGGUAUAUGUGUGUGGACAGAAUCACAGAGGCCAGCUUGGACUUCACAUAAGUGCAGACAUCUCAACUCUUCAGCUCUGCCCCACCUUAGAUCAGAAGAUCACAAAUGUAGCCUGUGGUUGGGAUUUUACUCUCUUUCUCACUGACUGUGGUCAAAUACUGGCAUGUGGCUCCAAUUCAUUUGGACAACUGGGUGUUGGAGAGAUGGUCACACACUCUGCAGAUCUACUGUUUGUUAAGUGUUUGAAGAAUCCGGUGGUGAGUGUAGCAGCAGGUCUUAGACACUCACUCGCUGUAACAGACUCAGGCUGUGUGUAUCAGUGGGGAACUGGCCUUUUCACACAUGCCAAGAGAGCUCUCAGUCCACACCCUGUCCCAUCACACCUCAGCUCUAAAGUUCCCUGUCUGGUGCCAGGUCUGGAUCAGAAAAUAUCAUGCCAGAUAGCAGCAGGAUCAACACACUGUGUGUGCCUUACAGGAGAUGGUGAUUUGUUUCUGUGGGGCAGCAACAAGUAUGGUCAGCUGACUGCCACAGAGUCCUUCGUGUCCUCGCCAUGCCUUCUGAAGCGCUCACUGCUGGAUGGAGAGAAAGCCAUACAUGUGUGGAGCGGCUGGACACACAUUGUUGCUCAAACAGAGAGAGGCAGAGUGUUCACAUGGGGCAGAGCAAAUUAUGGACAGCUGGGUCGACAAGCAUCCGCCAGUCAGAACCCAGAGCACCAGUCAGCUGGUCCAACAGAGGGGGCAAACCAGGAGGUGUGCCUCCCUUCAGAGGUUAAAGUCCUCUGUGGGGCAACACAGGUUGCAUGCGGAUCCGAACAUAACCUUGCCAUUGUAGGAGGGAGUCUCUUUUCCUGGGGCUGGAACGAACAUGGGAUGUGUGGAGACGGUUCACAGGCGGACGUCGUUCAGCCUCAGCUCAUAUCUGGUCUCAGACCCUGUCUCAUUGGCUGCGGAGCUGGACAUUCAGUGGCAGUGUGCUGCAGUGUGUGACUACUGGCUUAAGACGAAGCUGCAGCGACUCCAACAGGGACAACUCAUUCACCAUGGAACAGUCAGAUGAAAUAAACAGCGUGACUUGAAUGACAACAUUUCAGACUGAUACAGCGACGUAUGACACAGUGUCUUUGAGUAACAGCAACUUUCAUCUUCUAAAAGACUCCCUGAGCUGUUUGAAGAGGUCACAUAAAUAUGACGAUGUGGUUGGACAUGGGCUGAGGUAUGUUUCAUGUGGACGGAGGCCAUCAUUUCCCUGAGCCGCCCGUCACUUUGACAGACAUAACAUGGACGUGUCUAAAGCCCCUGCUCAUCUUCACACGCUUUCCUGAAUGAAGCUGUGAAAGAUUGCGUGAGGGAUGGGAUAAACUGUUGCUAUAGCUCUCUCUUCCCAUGUCGGGGGUUUUAUUGCUGUCAUCUUCAGUGUCAGGAGGCAGUCAAUCUCUGCACUUCAUAGUGCAAAUCUCAUGAUUUACCACUCACAAACGGGACAGUAGGCUAUUUCUUCUUUUCUAACUGGCCAUCACUCUUUUAUGUUCUUGUCAAUUUGUGUAACAUUCGUCAGUAUUACAUGGUUGGUUUUUUUUUUUGGAUUUCAUACUGAACGGAUUUCCCUUGGGAGAAACUUGUCCACUGCCUACUUAUUUAUAUGCUUUGGGCUACUGCAGUGCAGCGUCGAGAAUUAGCUGCUGCUUUUAAGCCAGUGUCUUGGUCAAAGCCGAUGACGAGACUCAAUAAAAAGAUUAUAGUUGAUGCAAAUUAACUGUGGAAACCAUCAUUGUUAGUUAAAUAAAAUCGCUUUUAUCGCAUUAGUUUGAAGAAAAAAUAAAAUCAACACUCGGUGAAAAUGA